Messenger RNA from Closterium sp. Naga37s-1, 1524 nucleotides. NCBI's taxonomy places the organism in Eukaryota, Viridiplantae, Streptophyta, Zygnematophyceae, Desmidiales, Closteriaceae. The record is from the annotation of a GenBank genome assembly.
AUGGCGCGUGCAGAGGGCAGCAGGGCGCACGGGGCGCACAGGGCAGCAGGGCAGCAGGGCGCACAGGGCAGCAGGGCAGCAGGGCGCGCGGGGCGCACAGGGCCGCAGGGCGCGCGGGGCGCACAGGGCAGCAGGGCAGCAGGGCGCACAGGGCUGCAGGGCAGCAGGGCGCGCGGGGCGAACAGGGCAGCAGGGCGCACAGGGCUGCAGGGCAGCAGGGCGCACAGGGCUGCAGGGCAGCAGGGCGCGCGGGGCGCGCAGGGCAGCAGGACAGCAGGACGCGCGGGGCGCGCAGGGCUGCAGGGCGCGCAGGGCUGCAGGGCGCGCGGGGCGCACAGGGCAGCAGGGCAGCAGGGCGCACAAGGCUGCAGGGCAGCAGGGCGCGCGGGGCGAACAGGGCAGCAGGGCGCACAGGGCUGCAGGGCAGCAGGGCGCGCGGGGCACGCAAGGCAGCAGGGCAGCAGGGCGCACAGGGCUGCAGGGCAGCAGGGCGCGUGGGGCGAACAGGGCAGCAGGGCGCACAGGGCUGCAGCGCAGCAGGGCGAACAGGGCUGCAGGGCAGCAGGGCACGCGGGGCGCGCAGGGCUGCAGUGCGCGCAGGGCGCGCAGGGCAGCAGGACAGCAGGGCGCGCAGGGCGCGCAGGGCUGCAGGGCGCGCGGGGCGCACAGGGCAGCAGGGCAGCAGGGCGCGUGGGGCGCAGCAGAGCUGCAGGGCGCGCGGGGCGCACAGGGCAGCAGGGCGCGCGGGGCGCAGCAGGGCUGCAGGGCACGCGGGGCGCACAGGGCAGCAGGGCGCACAGGGCUGCAGGGCAGCAGGGCGCACAGGGCUGCAGGGAAGCAGGGCGCGCGGGGCGCACAGGGCUGCAGAUCCUCUCCCCCCAACUGCUGCACCCGCAGCAGGAGGAUGGAGGAGAAGGGAGGGGGGGGGGGGGGGGGGGGCGGGGGGGGCUGGUGCUGCAGAUCCCCUCCCCCCCACUGCUGCACCCGCAGCAGGGGGAUGGAGGAGAAGGGAAGGGGGGGGGGGGGGGGGGGGGGGGCUGGUGCUGCAGAUCCCCUCCCCCCCCACUGCUGCACCCGCAGCAGGGGGAUGGAGGAGAAGGGGGGGGGGGGGGAGGGGGGCGGGGGGGGCUGGUGCUGCAGAUCCCCUCCUGCCACCCGCUGAACCUCCAAGCUCCCCCAUACUCUCCUCCCACAGCAGCAGGCGCAGCCGUGAGAGGGGAGGAGGCGUGGCAGCAGCAUAUCCCCUCCCCCCCACUGCUGCACUCGCAGCAGAGGGAUGGAGGAGAAAGGGGGGGGGGGGAGGGGGGGCUGGUGCUGCAGAUCCCCUCCCCCCAGGGAUGGAGGAGAAAGGGGGGGGGGGGGGGGGGGGCGGGGGGGGCUGGUGCUGCAGAUCCCCUCCUGCCACCCCCUGAACCUCCAAGCUCCCCCCCCCCCCCUCCAACACAAGGGGCGACAGGUCGCGAGGGGCCGAGGCUAGAGGCGAUGGGGCCGUGGUUAGGGGCGGCAGGUCGCGAGGGGCCGUAG